This is a messenger RNA of Bufo bufo (common toad), 1270 nucleotides long. It is a transcript of the gene KLHDC9, whose product is annotated as kelch domain containing 9. The transcript is spliced from 4 exons. The coding region runs from base 1 to 1038 and encodes 345 amino acids. The record is from RefSeq and is a predicted model, not a curated record. Lineage: Eukaryota; Metazoa; Chordata; Amphibia; Anura; Bufonidae. Gene Ontology annotation, molecular function: cyclin binding.
AUGUCUCGAGCAGGUCUGCUGACAUGGACCCCGGUGGCUUCUGAUCUCCGAUUUGCCCGUGCCUACCACACAUGUACUCCGGUUCGGGGCAAGCUGUAUCUAUAUGGCGGCAUGAGAUCCGCUGACCAUAAAGAGCCUCCUCUUGAUGAUAUUGUGACCUUUGACCCAGAGCAGAAUGCAGUGGAGAGUGGCCCACCGGACGGUCUGUAUAGGCGAAGUCACCACGACGCUGUGGCAAUUGGCAACAAGUGGCUGUGUGUGGUCGGGGGAUGGGACGGCUCUCAGAGAUUAUCAUCAGUCCUUAGCUACGAUAUAGAGAGCGGAGAGUGGGCAUCGUGGGCAGAGGAGCCACACAGUCGCCCCCCGGCGGGGCUGAGCAGUCACACCUGCACCAAGAUAUCGGACCGUGAGCUCUGCGUGGUCGGCAGGGAGGGAGGACUGCGCACACAAAGGCGUUACGCCAGUGUAUACACGCUACAGGUCAAAACCGGCGCCAAGACCUACAGGUACAAAGAGGAGGAAUCUCGCGCAGCGUCCCGAUCGGGGCACUCAGCUGCCCUGCUCCAGUCUGACGGUCAACAUGGCAGCCGAGCUGGGUGGUCUCUCUACGUAUUUGGAGGGAGGGAAUCCGCUACCGUGGACGUGGUCGGGUACUGGAAGGCAGGGACAAUCCAGGACGACACUGCUACCUGUUCCAGUCUGUUGGAGAAGUUCUCCCAACUUGUGGCCUCGGAAAAAGCCAAACGUGAAGCUCCUAAGAGCCUGCGGCAUCAUUCCUGCUCCGUGAUUGGGCCGUUUCUAGUGGUUUUCGGUGGAGAAACUCUCAGCAGGAGCCGGGAUGCUGUCUGCAACGACCUCUACGUCUGUGACACGCGAUACAACCCAAUGAGCUGGUUUCGUUUCCCCGGAUCAGAUCCUGUCCACAAAAGAGUCGGCCACCGGACUUGCCUGCUCAAUGACCGCCUCUACCUCGUGGGUGGAUUUAGCGCUGAUGGAAAGACGCCAUGCCCGGAGAUCUAUGUACUGGACUUCUUAUAAUGGGCAAAGACUGAACAGGGGUUGGAAAGGAGGGCAGCUACACCUACAAAAUGCAUGUCACAAAGCAGAAAAUGGUUAUGAAGAACAUGAUAAAAGGUGCAAAACUAAGUGCAUCAGGUCUACGAACGUAGAGACACUGACUGAAUAGGAAGUCACAACACUAGGACUGCGCAAUCACCCGCUUCCAGCUGUGCCACCAGUCUGACCCAAUAAAACAUGGAUAUAUUAGUGA